Molecule: messenger RNA, 4161 nt
Organism: Echinops telfairi (small Madagascar hedgehog)
Lineage: Eukaryota; Metazoa; Chordata; Mammalia; Afrosoricida; Tenrecidae
Gene: DVL3
Product: dishevelled segment polarity protein 3
Exons: 15
Coding region: 1-2151 (716 amino acids)
Biological process (GO): intracellular signal transduction; canonical Wnt signaling pathway
Cellular component (GO): cytosol
Molecular function (GO): frizzled binding
Source: RefSeq, a predicted model, not a curated record
AUGGGCGAGACCAAGAUCAUCUACCACCUGGACGGGCAGGAGACGCCGUACCUGGUGAAGCUGCCCCUGCCCGCCGAGCGCGUCACCCUGGCGGACUUUAAGGGCGUUCUGCAGAGACCCAGCUACAAGUUCUUCUUCAAGUCUAUGGACGACGACUUCGGAGUGGUGAAGGAGGAGAUCUCUGAUGACAAUGCCAAGUUGCCCUGCUUCAAUGGCCGGGUGGUGUCCUGGUUGGUGUCCGCGGAGGGCCCGCACCCAGAGCCAGCCCCAUUCUGUGCUGACAACCCUGCGGAGCUUCCACCCCCCAUGGAGCGCACGGGAGGCAUCGGGGACUCCCGGCCCCCCUCCUUCCACCCUCAUGCUGGUGGGGGCAGCCAGGAGAACCUGGACAACGACACAGAAACGGACUCCUUGGUGUCCGCCCAGAGGGAGCGGCCUCGCCGGAGGGACGGCCCAGAGCACACAACCCGGGUAAACGGAACUUCCAAGGGGGAGCGGCGGCGAGAGCCCGGGGGUUACGACAGCGCCUCCACCCUCAUGAGCAGCGAGUUGGAGACCACCAGCUUCUUUGACUCGGAUGAGGAUGACUCCACGAGCAGGUUCAGCAGCUCCACAGAGCAGAGCAGUGCGUCGCGCCUGAUGAGAAGACACAAGCGGCGGCGGCGGAAGCAGAAGGUGUCCCGGAUCGAGCGGUCCUCGUCCUUCAGCAGUAUCACGGACUCCACCAUGUCACUCAACAUCAUCACGGUCACUCUCAACAUGGAGAAGUAUAACUUCCUGGGCAUCUCCAUCGUGGGCCAGAGCAACGAGCGUGGUGACGGGGGCAUCUACAUCGGCUCCAUCAUGAAGGGUGGGGCCGUCGCUGCUGAUGGCCGUAUUGAGCCAGGAGACAUGCUGUUACAGGUCAACGAGAUCAACUUUGAGAACAUGAGCAAUGAUGAUGCUGUCCGGGUGUUACGGGAGAUUGUGCACAAGCCAGGGCCCAUCACCCUGACUGUAGCCAAGUGCUGGGACCCAAGUCCACGCGGCUGUUUCACACUGCCCAGGAGUGAGCCGAUCCGGCCCAUCGACCCCGCGGCCUGGGUCUCCCACACGGCGGCCAUGACUGGUACCUUUCCUGCCUAUGGCAUGAGCCCCUCCCUGAGCACCAUCACCUCCACCAGCUCCUCCAUCACCAGCUCCAUCCCUGACACUGAACGCCUAGAGGACUUCCACCUGUCCAUCCACAGUGACAUGGCUGCCAUCGUCAAAGCCAUGGCCUCCCCAGAAUCUGGUCUGGAGGUCCGGGACCGCAUGUGGCUCAAGAUCACCAUCCCCAAUGCUUUCAUUGGCUCAGAUGUGGUGGACUGGCUGUACCACAACGUGGAAGGCUUCACAGACCGGCGGGAGGCCCGCAAGUACGCCAGCAACCUGCUGAAAGCCGGCUUCAUCCGCCACACUGUCAACAAGAUCACCUUCUCCGAGCAAUGCUACUACAUUUUCGGUGACCUCUGCGGCAAUAUGGCCAACCUGUCCCUCCACGACCACGACGGCUCCAGCGGUGCCUCUGACCAGGACACGCUGGCCCCUCUGCCCCACCCCGGGGCCGCUCCUUGGCCCAUGGCCUUCCCUUACCAGUACCCGCCGCCCCCGCACCCCUACAACCCACACCCCGGCUUCCCAGAGCUGGGGUACAGCUACGCCGGGGGCAGCGCCAGUAGCCAGCACAGUGAAGGCAGCCGGAGUAGUGGCUCCAACCGCAGCGGCAGCGACCGGCGGAAGGAGAAGGACCCCAAGGCAGGGGACUCCAAGUCUGGGGGCAGCGGCAGCGAGUCGGACCACACGACGCGGAGCAGCCUGCGGGGGCCCCGUGAUCGAGCGGCCAGCGAGCGCUCGGGCCCAGCGGCCAGCGAGCACAGCCACCGCAGUCACCACUCGCUGGCCAGCAGCCUGCGCAGCCACCACAAGCACCCGAGCUAUGGCCCCCCCGGUGUGCCCCCGCUCUACGGGCCCCCGGUGCUGAUGAUGCCCCCGCCGCCUGCGGCCAUGGGGCCCCCCGGGGCCCCUCCAGGCCGCGACCUGGCCUCGGUGCCCCCCGAACUGACCGCCAGCAGACAGUCCUUCCGCAUGGCCAUGGGAAACCCCAGUGAGUUCUUUGUGGAUGUGAUGUGAGCAGGGCCCCCCCCACCUCUGUCCCAUCCCCGCCCUGGCCGCCUGCGUCCCUCUCGCCAUCCGUCUUUUUUUACUUUGUCUGGUACCUGAAAGGGAAAUAAACAGAACUAAAUCCAGGCGCGCUAACUGCUGGAGGGGUGCACUGAGGGCAGGGCAGACCUGCCACUUGGUUCUGCAACCCCUAACUUGCCUCCUGCCCUGCCUUGUGCCCUCUGCCCACUAACUGCUAUGCAGGGCUUCCCAGGACCCUUCGGGGCCCCGCGCUGCUGUCUCAGGGGACCAGGCUUGUUGUGCCACCCUUACUUGUCCCCGGCCCAGCCCUGCCCACACAUGUUGGGAACUAAAUGGAACAGUCACCUUGGAGGCCCCUCCCUUCCCUUCGGUUGACCAUCCCUGCUAACCUGCCCCUCACGCAUGUGUGCAACCCGCUAGACUUUGUCCUGCAACCUUGCUCUCCUGCCCCUGAAUGUCGCCCCGGCCCGCCUCCCAGAGCCGCAGCCACCUCCAGUAACCGUCCAUCCAUGCCCCCUGCCUGUGCCCAGCCCUGACCCAAAACACAGAGAGCCCCCGCGCCGCCUGAGCUGCUAGCUGGUCCCCGGAAGCAUCUCUUCUCUACUCCACCCCCACCCCCACCCCCACCCGAGCCCCUCCUUGCCAUGUCUGGCCUGUGUGCUGGCUCCUUCAGGCCCCUAACCCUACUAACGAGCAGGCUCAUCUCACCUCUGGGCCUGAAACAUCUCUUUUCUUUUUUCCUUCCCCAUUUUUUUCCUGGGCCUGGAGCAGCCAAGAAUUUCGGGCUGUUUGACUUUCUGUGAGCAAGGGGAGGCCCAGCCUCCGAGGAGACCAGGAAGCCUGCUUCAACAGCCCCUCGGGGCUCCUGGAGGAUACCUAGCCCCCCCACUAUACGUCAGCAUGUUGAAACACUAGGCUUCCUGCCGCUGGCCCCAGCAGCACGCCCAGGCAGGGAGACUCUGGUCCCCUCUCCAGAGGUAGUACACCCUGCCUCUCUUUCUCUCUCUCUCUCUCUCUCACACACACACACACACAGUGCCUAUGCAAGUUCACUUAGACUCAGGGCUGGUCCCUCGCCAAGGGCUGGACCCCUCUCGAUUAGUCAGCUUAUGGGGCAGGUCCCCUGUCUUCCUCUUCUUCCUCAGAGUUCUCCAGUCUUUCACACUUGUCCUCAAAUACAAGUACAGCCUGUACGCUGGGCUCAGCAGAAGACUUCUCAAGCAACCAGCAUUGGACAUUCUCAUCCCCUCUUCCACACCCCACCCUCCCGUUUCCACCUUUUCCACUGUAUUCCAGAGUGGGACACAGGAGUUCACAGGGCUGUUGAGGUUUGGCAGGGGAUCCCUAGAGCUUCCAGACAGUGCCAGGUGUUUUUUUCGUUGUUUGCUUUUGUUUUUUAAACCUGGUUCUUCGCUUUAAAAGGAAAAAAAUCAUGACUGUUAUCAUGUUUUACCUAAGUCACUAAGGUUCUCAUCGUUUCCGGACUGAGGUAUCAAGGGUAAGGUAAAUCCCUUAGUUCCAAGCCUGGACAUUUUGGCAUUCAUUGAGUUAGCUAAUACUUCUGGGGUGUGGGUAAAUGGGAGGCUGUGCUGAAGUGUGUCCAUGGUGUCCCCUUCUGGGAGGUCUGGGCUUGCUCCCCACUCAGCCCUGGCGCUUUCCCGAGGCACCACCACUGCAGGGCUUUGUCCCGUACAUCUCAGCCCUCUCUGGCUCUGCUUGUCCAACUUUCUGGAGGAUUGCUCCACUGUUGCUCAUGCCUUCCAUGUUGGUCCCCCCCGCCACCUUACCCCUGCCCCGGCAUUCCAUCUCCGGCCCACUUCUGUUUCUUUGGAAGACCCCAAAAUGGCCUUCCCAGUGGUGGGAUUCAAAUAAUUUAACAGGUUCACUGCUCUAAUGAACCGUUUUUAGUACUAAAAAAUGAUACACCAGAAGGUAGUCUAUUGUCUCAUGCAGAUAAUACUGAAAUAAGAACAAUAAAAGGUACGCGUUAAAACAGUA